Messenger RNA from Guillardia theta CCMP2712, 1479 nucleotides. RefSeq lists its product as hypothetical. The transcript is spliced from 18 exons. The record is from RefSeq and is a predicted model, not a curated record. Gene Ontology annotation, molecular function: ATP binding; protein kinase activity. NCBI's taxonomy places the organism in Eukaryota, Cryptophyceae, Pyrenomonadales, Geminigeraceae. The coding region runs from base 1 to 1380 and encodes 459 amino acids. Gene Ontology annotation, biological process: protein phosphorylation.
AUGUCCUCUCUUGAUCAUGAAUCAGGAUCGAUUGUCCGUUGGCAACGUGGGAAUUUGAUCGGGUUUGGUUCGUUUGGAAGGGUUUACUUGGGCAUGAACCUUGAUUCUGGAGAGCUCUUCGUAGUAAAGCAGUUCUUCAGCAUCUUGGUUUUGAAACUUGUACCUUCACAGCUGGAAAGAGAGAUAGCACUUCUUGCAACGCUGGACCAUGUCAACAUCGUCAAAUAUCUUGGAACUGAACGAAACAGUGUCAACAAUGAGUUAUCUAUUUUUUUAGAGCACAUGCCUGGUGGGUCCGUAGCAGAUUUGGUGUCCAGAUUUGGCCCACUUGUUGACACUGUUGUGAGAAAGUACACAAGGGAAGUGCUUGCUGGUUUGCAGUAUCUACAUAGCAGGGGAAUCAUACAUAGGGAUAUCAAAGGACAGAAUAUCUUGGUUGACAAUCGCGGAGUUUGCAAACUUGCUGAUUUUGGAAGUUCAAGAUACCUCAAUUCGGUGAAUGCUGGCGACAACAAUGCGGCCUCCUUGAGCCUCAGAGGAACUCCUGUCUUUAUGCCCCCCGAGGUGAUCAAGGAGCAGAGAUACAGCAAGAAGUCAGACAUCUGGAGCAUCGGCUGUACUGUAUUGCAGAUGGCAAGUGGGAAACCUCCGUACAACGAGCUGGACAAUCAUUACGCAGUGCUUAUCAGAAUUACUUCGACAGACGAGCACCCUCCUUUCGAUGAGAAGACCUUGUCAGAGGAGGCGAAAGACUUCUUGCUGCUUUGCUGUCGACGGAAUCCUGCUGAUCGUCCGGAUGUUGAUGCUCUUUUGAAGCACAAGUUUAUGAAAGUUGUGCAACCCAAGCACGAAGGAGUCGAAGAGCUAGAUCUCACCAACAUUGACGGGGAGGAACUCAAGAUGAGUCAAUCUUCAAGCAUCUCGCCGUCAAAGGAAUCGAGCAUCAAGCUGAUCAACGCGGCUUCGUCUAAGUCAGACCAGCAUGAGGCUGCCCAGACCGAGACCACGAAGGAGCAUCCAGAGAAAAAGUCAGAGCAGGAUACGGUCCAAUGGCGCAUUAUGGAUGAGAAACAAUUCAACGAGAUGGCGAGGAGAUUAAAGAUCAAGGCAAGGUUGCUCAAGAACAAGGGGCGUCGACAUUCGCAGCCGACUCUUUCCUUGAACAUUGAGCAGCAGCAGAAUCUGCAAGGCAAGGCAGCGAAGCCCCAACGCAGGAAGCAGCGGAGGGACUCUUUGUCCUCUGACGACGCAAGCAUCCCAAUCGGAGGCUACCCAGCCCCAGGCACAGGAGGAGGACCUCUGCAGGCGAUCGCCGCGGCCAUGUAUGGGAGCGGAAACAGCACGGAGUACUUCGGUCGUUCCAGAUCAUCGGAAUCUUAAAGAGAUGAGGCUGAAAUUCAAUCGGAGAGCAGCUUUUUUUCUUUCUUUCUUUUUCUUUCUUUCUUUCUUUUUUCAGUUGUAAAAUGUAGACAGACAUCC